This is a messenger RNA of Branchiostoma floridae (Florida lancelet), 2348 nucleotides long. RefSeq lists its product as uncharacterized. The transcript is spliced from 4 exons. NCBI's taxonomy places the organism in Eukaryota, Metazoa, Chordata, Leptocardii, Amphioxiformes, Branchiostomatidae. The coding region runs from base 703 to 1365 and encodes 220 amino acids. The record is from RefSeq and is a predicted model, not a curated record.
CGAACUUAAAUGCAUUUACAGUACUUCCCACUAUCCUUUUUACACUUUCGGGCUGUGGCUUCUUGUUUGACAACCCGUUUUCAGUACAAUGUAGGUUCCAUGAGUGUUCAUGAGUACGCCCCUGCUAUACUUUCAUUCCACAUUCCUGCUGUUGACACACACACAGUUUCCAGCAACUAACCCACAAGUACAGUCACACAGUUUUCGGCAACUAACCAACAAGUACACACAGUUUCCGGCAACUAACCAACAAGUACACAGAGUUUCCGGCAACUGACCCACAAGUACUCCUCUUGCUUGUCUACGUAAGAAGUGGGCGUGUCAAGCAGGUAGCACUGGAGAGCCAGGAAGUGUGACGUCACAAAUUUGAUUAAGCACAAUCCCAGAGGCUUGGCACCAAUGGUGGGGGUUCCCCCCUAUUGAUCAAGAAAUCUUCCAGGAAUUCAGGGGCAGGGAUGAAGAGACGCUUCACUACUGACGUCAACCCCCUCACUUACAUACUUAUUUAUUGGAUUCUUUGUAUUCCCCCAGUUUUCCCACCUUCCUGCCAGGAUAUUUACACCUGUAUGACACCUACUUAAAAAAACAUCAUGGUCCCCAUAAAUACAAGCCUGCUGGAGAGGAAAAGUUACUCCCUCGGUCCACGACGCUACGAAGACCACGCUCUCCUCCCUCCAGACAAACCUCCAGGCUACCACUACGAUGGCACAGAUGACAGCAGUGUACAUGUUGGCAGUUUUCUGCGGUGUCUUCCACUCUGCAGCAGCAGUGCCAGUCACAACAGUGGCUCCUGCUGUCCGCUCACAGCAGACUGUAACCGAAGCUCUAACCGCCAGCCUUCAGAAGACGGAGCUUGUUUUGGAACGUACAACUACGGCCCUUGGAACCAUUAACACUGUUCACUUCAGUGGAACAGCCAGCUACCCGGAUCUCUCCGUUACCACACUCCCUAGUUCUGAGGACAUCAUAAAAGCUGAGGACAUCGAAACAAGUGCAAUGGAGGAUUCUGAGGUAUUUCAAACCCUGAAGUCUCAGCUCCACAUCUUUGAGAGGCAUCUGGAAGCAGUGAAGCUGGAUCAACUUGCACUUGAGGCAGCUGACAACACUGGAGAGGUGGAAGCUGUGCGUCGCCAGGUAGAAGAGGUCCAUGACAAAACAAAAGAGCUCCAGACUUCCCUGGCUGUUACGGCCAACGCUUUGGGUCACCCCCUGGACAACACCAAUGAGCAUGUCGACCCUGGCACAGCCACCAGUGAGUUUUACAUGACCCUGCGCGCCUACUUGACCUUCCGUGACUACGAAAUCUUCCUGAGCCACCUGUCCAGCGUCUUUGCCGAACUGGAGGAGCGUGAGAGCAUCCCGUGAGACGGACGAGCUUCGUCCUGGCAACCGUCUCGUGUACCGUGUAUGCUUGACGACAUGUUGCAUUCUUUAAAUCUAUCCCAGUAAGGGGUAACAUGUGGGGUUGUAUCUCACAAUGAGAUAUUUGCUUUGCAAAAACUGAUUAGCAUAAUUGUCGUAUAGCCAGGCAACAUUGACCAAUCAGGAGGCGCCAUUUAAAAGUUAAAAAAUCCUUUUAGUGACCGUCUGAUGUUAUACAGAAUCCCAUUGGAAUAAGGCUCAUGCAACUUUGCUGCCAUUUACUUUUUUGCCUGUGGAAAGGUGUAUUUCAUAAUGCACUGUGCAGAACCUUAUGAUGAAAGAGAUGAUUUAUGCUUAGCACAUUGCUGUAGAAUGGAGCUGGAUAGAUACAUAUUUAUUUAUUUAUUUAUUUUAUUUGUUCAUUAAAAAAGUAGAACAUAUUGGGAAUGUGUUGCUAUAUUAUAUUUAUAUUUUCUUAUACUGUAUUUUAUGUAUACUGGUAUGUAAUGUAUACCUGGAGUAGAAAGAUGACAUUGUGUCUAGUACAGUUACGUAUUUAGAGAGAGGGAAACCCUAGACUAUAUUUUUCAUUUAUUUUGCUUUGUCACGCUGGAGUUUGACUUUGUCACAAGAUUAGAAUAAAAGUUUUGUUAACUGAACAUGAAGCUUCUUGUUUAUCAGUCUGACUCACAACAAAACAUUACAAACGACAUGAUUCAAUUAUCAUUCAUUAAACAUACUUAUCCAGGGAAAGAACAGUACAUGACCUGUGGUCUUCUCUUGUACAAGAUGUUUAUGUAAAAAGACCAUAUCAUGGCUUAUUUGCAAAUCCCUUGGAUAAUGUAGGCAGCAGACUUGCCCCAAACCAUUAGUUUGGUCAUAGAAAGUGCUCAACCAUCUAGAAGCUUAAUCAACCACAGAAACUCAAGAUUUGGAUCAAGCUCAAAACAUCAAAUUUUGCACACUGAUGACCUAGUUGAACAAGA